CUUCCCGGGCUCCGGCCGCCUCACGCGCACAAAUGGGGCUAGGGGACUGACUGGGUCGUCGUGGCCAAGGACGGCUAGUCUCUGAGGGCAAGUAGCCACCAGUCCAACUCGGGUCGCCCCCACUAUUACUUCGGGGGAGCGGCCACAGCAGGUCCUUUCUGGUGGUGAGUGGCUGUCAUGAUCUCGACAGCACCGCUCUACAGCGGCGUGCACAACUGGACCAGUUCUGACCGGAUUCGCAUGUGUGGCAUCAACGAGGAGAGAAGAGCACCCCUUUCUGAUGAGGAGUCCACGACAGGUGACUGCCAGCGCUUUGGAUCUCAGGAGUUUUGUGUCAGCAGCAGUUUUUCCAAGGUGGAGCUCACGGCAGUUGGAAGUGGCAGCAAUGCCCGGGGGGCAGACCCAGAUGGCAGUACAGCAGAAAAACUUGGGCACAAGUCAGAAGACAAGCCUGACGACCCCCAGCCCCAAAUGGACUAUGCUGGGAAUGUGGCGGAGGCUGAGGGCCUGUUGGUGCCGCUGAGCGGCUCGGGGGACGGGCUCAAGCUUCCUGCUCCUGACGGCGCCACUGAGGCUGGCGACAGCAGGGCCGACUGCUCCUGGGCCCCCCUCAGCACCCAAAUGAGCAAGCAGGUGGACUGCUCAGCAGCUGGGGUGAAGGCCUUGGACUCUCGGCAUGGCGUGGGGGAGAAGAAUACUUUCAUUUUGGCAACUCUGGGAACUGGAGUCCCCGUGGAGGGAACCCUGCCUCUGGUUACCACUAACUUCAGUCCACUGCCAGCCCCCAUCUGCCCCCCUGCUCCCAGUUCGGCCUCCGUCCCCCCGUCUGUUCCGGAUCCGUUCCAAGUUCCCCUCUCUGUCCCCACCCCAGUGCCCCACUCCGGGCUAGUUCCCGUCCAGGUUGCCACUUCGGUUCCAGCCCCUUCCCCUCCUUUAGCACCUGUCCCAGCUCUGGCUCCGGCACCGCCGUCAGUGCCCACACUCAUCUCCGAUUCAAACCCCCUUUCAGUUUCAGCCUCGGUCUUGGUGCCUGUGCCAGCUUCGGCUCCCCCUUCGGGUCCUGUUCCUCUGUCGGCUCCGGCCCCCACCCCGCUGUCAGUCCCAGUUUCAGCUCCUCCCUUGGCUCUGAUCCAGGCUCCCGUGCCCCCUUCAGCUCCAACCCUGGUCCUCGCACCUGUCCCCACACCAGUUCUGGCUCCCAUGCCAGCGUCCACGCCUCCAGCGGCUCCCGCCCCUCCGUCAGUGCCGUUGCCCACCCCGACUCCGUCUUCUGGCCCACCCUCUACCCCUACCCUCAUCCCUGCCUUUGCUCCUACGCCGGUGCCCGCACCCACUCCGGCCCCGAUCUUUACUCCAGCCCCCACGCCCAUGCCGGCUGCCACUCCAGCUGCCAUUCCCACCUCCGCACCCAUCCCGGCCUCCUUUAGUUUGAGUCGAGUAUGUUUUCCUGCAGCUCAGGCACCAGCUAUGCAAAAAGUCCCAUUGUCCUUUCAGCCAGGGACAGUACUGACCCCAAGCCAGCCGCUGGUAUAUAUCCCGCCUCCGAGCUGUGGGCAGCCACUCAGUGUGGCCACACUGCCAACGACCUUGGGGGUCUCCUCAACUCUUACACUGCCUGUCCUGCCUUCCUACCUUCAGGACAGGUGUCUCCCUGGUGUGCUGGCCUCCCCAGAGCUCCGGUCUUACCCAUAUGCGUUUUCUGUGGCCCGGCCUCUGACUUCAGAUUCCAAGCUGGUCUCUCUGGAGGUGAACAGGCUUCCCUGUGCGUCCCCAUCCGGCAGCACCAGCACCCAGCCUGCGCCCGAUGGGGUCCCCGGGCCUUUGGCAGAUACUUCCCUCUCUACUGCUUCUGCCAAGGUGCUUCCAACCCCACAGCCUUUGCUGCCAGCCCCCAGCGUGAGCUCGGCCCCACCACACCCCGCCAAGAUGCCAGGUGGUGGUGAGCAGCAAACAGAAGGGACUUCCAUCACCUUCUCUCCCCUCAAGUCACCUCCACAGCUGGAGCGAGAGAUGGCCUCUCCACCUGAGUGUAGCGAGAUGCCCCUGGACCUCUCCUCUAAGUCCAACCGCCAGAAGCUCCCGUUGCCGAACCAACGCAAGACGCCCCCCAUGCCCGUGUUGACCCCCGUGCACACCAGCAGCAAGGCCCUCCUCUCCACGGUCUUGUCUAGGUCUCAGCGCACCACCCAGGCUGCUGGGAGCAAUGUCACCUCCUGCCUGGGCUCUACUUCCUCGCCCUUCGUCAUCUUUCCUGAGAUCGUGAGGAAUGGGGACCCGAGCACCUGGGUGAAGAACUCCACUGCGCUGAUCAGCACCAUUCCCGGCACCUACGUGGGAGUGGCCAACCCAGUGCCUGCAUCCCUGCUGCUGAACAAAGACCCUAACCUGGGCCUCACCCGAGACCCCCGCCAUCUCCCCAAGCAGGAGCCCAUCUCCAUCAUCGAUCAAGGAGAGCCCAAGAGCACCAGUGCCCCCUGUGGCAAGAAGGGCGGCCAGGCUGGGACUGAGGGACAGCCAAGCACAGUCAAACGUUACACCCCAGCCCGCAUCGCCCCUGGGCUCCCGGGGUGCCAAACCAAGGAGCUCUCUCUGUGGAAGCCCACGGGGCCAGCAAAUAUUUACCCACGGUGUUCAGUCAAUGGGAAACCCACCAGCACCCAGGUCCUGCCUGUUGGCUGGUCACCAUACCACCAAGCGUCUCUGCUUUCCAUUGGCAUUUCCAGUGCCGGGCAGCUGACCCCCAGUCCGGGGGUGCCCAUCAGGCCCACCAGCGUCGUUUCCGAGUUUUCUGGUGUGCCGUCUCUUGGCCCCAGUGAAGCUGUGCAUGGACUUCCAGAGGGGCAGCCACGGCCUGGGGGCCCCUUUGCUCCAGAGCAGGACACUGGCACGAAGAACAAAACGUGUCGGAUUGCUGCCAAGCCUUACGAAGAACAAGUCAACCCUGUCCUCCUGACUCUCAGCCCUCAGACAGGGACCUUGGCACUGUCUGUCCAGCCGAGCGGUGGGGACAUAAAAGUGAAUCAGGGGCCUGAGGAAUCAGAGAGCCACCUCUGCCCCGACAGCACUCCUAAGAUAGAAGGUCCCCAGGGGGCUUGUGGCCUGAAGCUGGCAGGAGACACCAAGCCUAAAAACCAAGUACUGGCCACCUACAUGUCUCAUGAGCUGGUCCUGGCCGCCCCCCAGAACCUGCACAAGAUGCCCGAGCUGCCUUUGCUACCUCAUGACAACCGCCCCAAGGAACUCAUCUUGGAUGUGGUCCCAAGCAGCAAGAGGGGCUCCAGCACAGAGCUGUCACAGCUUGGAAGCCAGGUGGACCUGGGGCGGGUGAAAAUGGAGAAAGUGGAUGGUGAUGUGGUCUUCAAUUUAGCCACCUGCUUCCGGGCUGAUGGCCUCCCAGCAGCUCCCCAGAGGGGCCAAGCUGAAGUUCGGAAUAAGGCCGGGCAGGCGCGAGUGAAACAGGAAAGCAUAGGUGUCUUUGCUUGCAAGAACAAGUGGCAGCCAGACUCAGUGGUGACCGAUGGGGUGACCGAAUCUCUGCCGCCCAAGAAAAUGAAGUACAGCAAAGAGAAGGACGGUGAGGAGCAGCAGCCACAAGCCAAGGUCAUAGCCCGGAGUUCCCAUGGACCCAAGUGCCGGAAGCCGCCUAGUGACCCCCAGGAACCCACCAAGAAAAGCCCCAGGGGGGCUGCAGAUUCAGGAAAAGAGCACAAUGGAGUCAGGGUAAAGCACAAGCACCGGAAGCCAACAAAGCCGGAUUCCCAGUCUCCAGGAAAGCGAGCUGAUGGCCACGAGGAAGGUUCCUUGGAGAAGAAAGCAAAGAGCAGUUUCCGUGACUUCAUCCCCGUGGUUCUGAGCACGCGAACGCGCAGUCAGUCUGGAGGCAUCUGUAGCCCCUUUGCUGGUGUGGCAGACAGUGACAUGGGAAGCCAGGAGGUCUUCCCCACAGAGGAGGAAGAAGAUGUGACCCCUACCCCAGCUAAGCGUCGAAAGGUGAGAAAAACCCAGCGGGACACCCAGUAUCGCAGCCACCAUGCCCAGGACAAGACUCUGCUGAGCCAGGGCCGCCGGCACCUGUGGCGAGCCCGAGAAAUGCCCUGGAGGACAGAGGCUGCCCGGCAAAUGUGGGACACCAACGAGGAGGAGGAGGAAGACGAGGAGGAGGGCCUGGUGAAGAGGAAGAAGCGGAGACGACAGAAGAGCCGGAAGUAUCAGACUGGGGAGUACCUGACAGAGCAAGAAGAAGAGCAGCGGCGGAAAGGGAGAGCAGAUUUAAAGGCUCGGAAGCAGAAGACUUCCUCCCAAAGUUCGGAGCACCGCCUCAGGAACAGGAACCUUCUCUUGCCCAACAAAGCCCAGGGGAUCUCGGAUUCACCAAACGGUUUCCUCCCAAAUAACCUGGAGGAGCCAGCCUGCCUUGAAAAUUCAGAAAAGCCAUCAGGAAAACGGAAGUGCAAGACCAAGCACAUGGCAAACGUCUCAGAAGAGGCCAAGGGCAAAGGUCGUUGGAGCCAGCAGAAGACAAAAUCUCCCAAGCCUCCCACCCCAGUGAAACCCACAGAACCAUGCACGCCCUCUAAGUCCCGAAGUGCCGGCCCAGAGGAGGCCUCUGAGUCACCUACAGCCCGGCAGAUCCCUCCAGAGGCACGUCGGCUCAUAGUGAACAAAAACGCGGGCGAGACCCUCCUGCAGCGGGCGGCCCGUCUUGGCUAUAAGGAUGUCGUUCUCUACUGCCUCCAGAAGGACAGCGAAGACGUGAAUCACCGCGACAAUGCUGGCUACACGGCCCUGCAUGAGGCCUGCUCCAGGGGCUGGACCGACAUCCUGAACAUCCUGCUGGAGCACGGGGCCAACGUCAACUGCAGUGCGCAAGAUGGCACGAGGCCGGUUCAUGACGCGGUGGUCAAUGACAACCUGGAGACCAUCUGGCUCUUGCUGUCCUAUGGGGCUGACCCCACACUGGCCACCUACUCGGGGCAGACAGCCAUGAAGCUGGCCAGCAGCGACACCAUGAAGCGCUUUCUCAGCGAUCACCUCUCCGAUCUUCAGGGCCGGGCAGAGGGUGACCCUGGCGUGUCCUGGGACUUUUACAGCAGUUCUGUGUUGGAGGAAAAAGAUGGCUUUGCCUGUGACCUCCUACAUAAUCCUCCCGGGAACUCUGAUCAAGAAGGAGAUGAUGUGGAAGAGGAUGAUUUCAUGUUCGAGCUCUCAGACAAGCCUCUUCUCCCUUGCUACAACCUCCAAGUGUCAGUGUCCCGCGGGCCCUGCAACUGGUUCCUCUUUACCGACGUCCUGAAGAGGCUGAAGCUUUCCUCCAGGAUCUUUCAGGCUCGGUUCCCGCACUUUGAAAUUGCCACCCUGCCCAAGGCUGAGUUCUACCGGCAAGUGGUCUCCAGUCAGCUUCUGACCCCAGCCGAGAGGCCCGGAGGCAUGGACGACAGAUCCGCCCCAGGCUCCUCUGAGACUGUGGAGCUGGUGCGGUACGAGCCAGAGCUCCUUCGGCUCCUGGGGUCUGAGGUGGAGUUCCAGCCCUGGAACAGUUGACCUGGGAAGCAGCCCCUCCCUUUUCUUCUUUCUCCUCCCAAGUUCGCCCGUCCCCACCUCCCCUGCCUUUCCCCCACCGAGCACCAGACUGCAGAAUGAGGCAAUAAUACGGACCAACAAGAAGCCGCCUUAUCAA
Neogale vison (American mink) is the source of this 5677-nucleotide messenger RNA. It is a transcript of the gene BCORL1, whose product is annotated as BCL6 corepressor like 1. The coding region runs from base 178 to 5541 and encodes 1787 amino acids. Gene Ontology annotation, cellular component: nucleus. Gene Ontology annotation, molecular function: transcription corepressor activity; protein binding. The record is from RefSeq and is a predicted model, not a curated record. Gene Ontology annotation, biological process: negative regulation of transcription by RNA polymerase II. Lineage: Eukaryota; Metazoa; Chordata; Mammalia; Carnivora; Mustelidae. The transcript is spliced from 15 exons.